UACCCCACCCUGGUAAUGUGUGCUUGAAAGUGCUUCAUAUAAGUCAUAGCCACACUAUACACACUGACCCUACACUACAGGAGUCUGUCUACAUCCUGCAGCAUGGAUCGUCGACCUGUUCCAGCACCAAGGACACGCCGGCAAGUAACCGCGGUCAACCAACCACAGAGUACCCCGACCUCCCCUGUCUCCAAUUCUCCCCGCACGUCAGAGGCCACUGCAGGCAACCAACCACAGAGUGCCCCGACCUCACCUGUCUCCAAUUCUCCGAGCACGUCAAAGCCCAGUAACGGUCCCAAGCCCCCAGUUCCACCCAAGAAAAUCCAAGUUGUGAAAGAUUCAACUGAGCUGAACAAGGACGUGUCAGCCAUCAGCAUCUCAGACAGCUGCUCUUUUAUCACCAAGGCAGCGGGUUUGCGCUAUCAUCGACCUCCUCCCCCUCCACCCUCAAAAGCAGAGCCUCUAACCAGGAAAGAAACUACUGAUGAAUACAAGCCCACUGUGGAACCCAAGCAUGUUGAACCAGAUGAGCUUCAUAUCCGUGAGAAGGUCCAUCACCAGAAAUUCAAUCUCUCACCAGUUUCUCCUAAUAACGGAGAGCAUCCUCUGAAAGGAUUUAGCUACCUUGCACCAUUUCCCUCUCCUGACAUCCAAUAUACCAAGGAGGCUGAUAUGAAGGUCACACAAGAUCCAGGAGCGAAGUCUGGUCUUCAGGUGAAAAGAUUUCCAGAUCCUGACAAUGACAACAGUUCUGUCAACAAGAAAAGCCACAAUCAAGAAGGCCCUUACAACAUGGAUAACAACGAGCUGAUGCAGUGGUGGAACUCUGUAGAACCAUGGGAAGAGCUGACAAGUGAUCAUCUGUUGUCAAAAGAUAUAGAGGCCCGCACAUUCAACAACACAGUGGAAAAGAUCCAGAAGUCCUUGCAUGUGUAUGGCGCUCUUCUGACCGACCGCGGUGAGUCUCUUCAGAACCACGUCACCGAACUUCAGACUCUUGCUGACAGCAUCGACAAGACCUCUCAGAAGGUGAAAAUCGCCGCCAUCACCGGUGCCACCGGAGCGGUCGGAGGUGCGGCGGCCGUGGCCGCCGUGGUCGGAAUCGUGCUCUCUCCCAUCACCUUGGGAGCGUCCCUGGCGGUGACGGCGGCUGCCGUCGGAGUCGGCGUGGCUGCGACCGGCGCGGCCACCGGGGCCUCGGCCGCCAUCGCCAGCAAAGUCACCAACACCCAGGACCGGAGGAAAGUGGAGAAGAUCCUGCAGGACUACACGAGCGAGAUGGCUGACAUCGAGCGCUGCCUGGCCUUCAUCCAGGCGGGGACCGAGCACCUGAGGAGACACGACCUCUCCACCUUGAAAGGCGUCGACGCGGAUGCCGUGAAGGUGGCCAAGGUCAUGGAGGUGGCCGGGGGGACCAGUGGAGCUCUGGGGGCCACUAGCCGCUCCGCUGGCAUCAUCGAGGGGUUCGCAACGGGCAUGGACCUGCUCUUCUCUAAAAAAGAUGAGCAGAAAUUGAAGAGAGGCAAGGAGUCCAAAUUUGCCAAAAAGAUACGCACGGUUGCCGUUGAACUCCAAAGUCAGCUGGGAGAGUGUUUUAAGUUUAAAAGCAUGCUGGAGGAAAGGAGAAACAGCGUGCCUGCUGUAAACAGAGACAUGGAGUGAAGGCUUUCACGGCAUGCACAGCUGCUCAAAUGUUUUCUGUGUAUUUCCAACCACAGUUUUCAGGGGCCUCAGUAGGCCUAGUCCCUCCACUGCCUGCUAAUAGUAGUUGAUCAUAUGACUCGGUGAAUAGACCCAUAAUCAAUGUAAUUCAGUUAUCAUAGGGAGAAGAUACUAUAAGCUUGGGGUGUUGAUGUGUGUUUGUAUACUGUCCAGGGGUUGAAGAAGAUAUUGCUGUUUGCUUAAGAGUCUAUACUUCACAUUGAUUUAUUUUCUGCAAUGAAUAGGCCCAUAAUCAAAACUAG
Molecule: messenger RNA, 1964 nt
Organism: Sardina pilchardus (European sardine)
Lineage: Eukaryota; Metazoa; Chordata; Actinopteri; Clupeiformes; Clupeidae
Exons: 11
Coding region: 103-1662 (519 amino acids)
Biological process (GO): lipid transport; lipoprotein metabolic process
Cellular component (GO): membrane; extracellular region
Molecular function (GO): lipid binding
Source: RefSeq, a predicted model, not a curated record